ACCGAUUACAGAACUGAUAAUACUGUCAACGAGUAACGACCAUCACUAUUAUAUUUUAUUGUUCUCAUUCCUCAAGCCAAAAAGUAAAAACACAACACUAAAGUCCUCAUACAUUAGUUAUUGUAAUCGACAAUUUAACAUGAAGCCUGUAGUAGCUGCCGAUGAAAUGUUCCCGGAAGGGACCAGUGCCAUAAUGGACUUGGACGAUGAGACAGGAAGCAAUGUUAUAUUUGAAAUGAGUGACAAAAGUCUACAAGCUGAUUUUUAUAAUGAUUUUAAUGAUCUUAACGACGAUGAUGAUUUUUAACAUACAAAUGUUACCUCAAGA
Messenger RNA from Acyrthosiphon pisum (pea aphid), 328 nucleotides. Its product is annotated as COP9 signalosome complex subunit 9. Bases 140 to 307 code for a protein of 55 amino acids. The transcript has 3 exons. Lineage: Eukaryota; Metazoa; Arthropoda; Insecta; Hemiptera; Aphididae. The record is from RefSeq and is a predicted model, not a curated record.